ACAAACCCGAUUUCCUGCUUUCAUUCGAAACAAUCUUUGGCAGCCUCCUCAACCAUUUAACAGGACAAUCUGAAACAAUCUCACGCGAAUGGACGUCUUAGACUUAAGCGGCGAUCCCGUAGACAGGCUCGUGGCUGGAAGACGAGAGUUCGGCGAGUUCGGUGGCGUCAACGCAUCCGUGGAGAUAAGCACAACGUUCACAGUUCUGGAAGCUGAGAAGUUGCCGGCCAUUUUUAAUGGAGACUUUGGUCCCGAGAAAGGCGGAUGCUAUGUGUACGGCAGGGCUUUCAACCCAACAGUACGGCACCUGGGUCGGCUUCUUGCCGCGCUCGAGGGAUGCGAGGCAGCCUACCCUUGCAGCUCAGGCAUGGCCGCCAUCUCCUCCACCCUGCUGGCCCUGUGCAACAGCGGAGACCACAUCGUCGCAUCCAACACAGUGUACGGCGGCACCCAUGCACUGCUCAAGACCUUCCUUCCCGCCAAGGCCGCCAUCACCACCUCCUUCGUGGACAUAACGGACCUGGCAGCCGUGCGGGCGGCACUGCAGGAGCACCCGGGCAGAGUCAAGGUGCUAUACACGGAGGUGGUGUCCAACCCCACGCUAGCGGUGGCUGACCUGCGCGCCCUAGCCGACCUGGCUCACAGUGCGGGUGCGGCGCUGGUGGUUGACAACACCUUCACUCCCUUCGUCGUCACCCCGCGACGCUUCGGGGCGGAUGUGGUGAUCCACAGCCUCACCAAGUUCGUGUCCGGCGCGUCCGACAUCAUCGCGGGCGCCGUGUGCGGGUCCGCCGCCUUCAUCCGCUCGCUCAUGGACUUCCACGCGGGCCCCUGCAUGCUGCUGGGACCCACCAUGGACCCACGGGUCGCUUCGGAGCUGACGCUGCGCCUGCCGCACCUGGCGCUGCGCAUGCAGGAGCACGGCCGUCGCGCCGCCGCCUUCGCCUCCCGUCUGGCUGCUCUGGGCGCCGCGGUGCGCUACCCGGGGCUGCCGCAGCACCCGCAGCACGCACUCAUGGCGGCGCAGGCCAACCCAGGGUACGGUUUCGGAGGAGUGAUGGGACUGGAUCUGGGCACCCCCGCCCGGGCUAAUGCGUUCAUGGAGCGGCUCCAGAACCGUCACGGUUUUGGUUUCAUGGCGGUCAGCCUGGGCUACUUUGACACGCUGAUGUCGCUGUCCGCCGCCUCCACCUCCUCCGAGCUGAGCGAGGCGGACAUGGCGGCGUCGGGCAUCGCGCGGGGCUACGUGCGCAUGUCCGUAGGCAUCACAGCCACCCUGGAGGAGCGCUGGCGGCAGCUGGAGGAGGCCUACCGCUUCACCAUGAAGCUGGGCCCGGCGGCGGAGGUGCCGUACCGGGCCGUCAAGCUGCGCCGUACACCUUCCGGCGCUGUGGAGCAGCUGAUCAGCUGGCCGUCAAUGGGCUGCGGCGACGGAGAGUCGUUGGGCGGCGGCGGUGCAGCCGCGGCGGCGAAUGGUGGCGGCUAUAACACUGUUACGACGGCGGCGGUGCCGCCGACGUCAAUCGCCUCGGUGGUGGAGGUGUUGGCUGAGGCGGCAACUGCGGCGGCGGCUGAAGCUGCGGCGGCGUCAGGGGCGGCAGCGGAGGUGAAGGGAGCUGGCAAGGCGGCUGCUGGGGGUGAUAGGGUUGGCGAGCCGCACGUGCCAGCCGUCAAUUCACGUCCGCUGUCCACUCCUGUAACCGCAUCGCCGUUCACGGCGGGGCCCGCGGCACACCCUGCAAGCGGCGGCGGCGGCGGAGGCAGCAGCAGCACCGCUAGCGCCGGUCUGCUGGGACCGCAGCAGCCCCCACCCGCCGCUCAGGUGCUCCCACCCGCCGCUCAGGUGCUUCCAUCCGGCGCCCAGCCGCAUGCGCUGGUGAGCGGCGGGGGCUGCCUGGGAGCAUGCGGCGAGGGUAAGGGCCUGCCUUGCAGCAGCUGCCUCCACAGGGGCGCCGCGGCCCAGCUGCCCCCACCCCAUGCACACGGAGAGGAUGGCCCCUCGAAGCGCCGCCAGCUGGACGCGGUGGUUUCGGAGGCCAGGGGCAGCGGAGGUGCCGGCGGCGGCGGUGUCGUUUGGCCGGCGGUCAAGAUCCGGCGCACGGGAUCCAGUGAGAUUCAUUACGUGGUGUCGGCGCAGAGGGUGCCAGCCUAGGAUGGAGCGCGAGCGAAAGUGUUGGACUGGCAGGCCCGUCUAGGGAGGGGUCCGAGGGGAUGAGGGUUUGAGCUUUGAUGCGCCCGUUUGUAGCAAGUGUUGGUGAGAUGCGUGUGAGCCGGUGUUGGUGGAGGCUUUGGGUUUACUUGCCGAGGGUGUAAAGUACUUGGCUGUAGAUAGAAGUUGUACGUUCUGUUACAUAGCUCCCCAAGGCGGAUGCUGGGUGACGUUGCGCAAGAUUCAUUAUUACGUCGUUUGAUUGCCUGUAGGGCGGUGCACGUGUGUCCUUACUAGGCGGUUGCUGCCUGUUUUUAGCAUUAGUAACCUCCUUUCUAGUGGUUCAUUGUUCUAGACGAGCCAAGGCAUGUGAUGCCGCAUGGCAAGCCAGUCGGUCUCAUUUGUACUGAUGCUUUCAGCGGUAUUACUUUGACCCAUGGGUCAGGAAGGCUUUCGCUGCAAGAUACACACAGCUGCAUGUUGCCCUCCAACCCCGUCGUCGUGUUUGCUGCCCAGGCCAUUCGGACGAGCAACUUUUACUGUCUAACCCUGUACGAUCUAUUGUAGUAUGUAUCCUUAUGCAGUGUUUUCGCCGGGUGGCAAGGUGUAUGGCCAUGGGGUAAUACUAUGUACUAGUAGGAAGUUGAGCACAUUGCACCAUCGUUAUAGUAAUGUCCGCAGCAGUUGUUUGUAUAUAUUGUAUUCUGUGUUGUACCAUAGCUCUGUAUAACCUGCUGUACCAGUACUAUGCCUUGUGCGAGUAGGGCUUUGCCGUACCCCGAUGCCGUCAUACUAGGGCUCGGUCUGUUCCUAGACUAGGAAGUUGGAAAUGCUGUUCCCGGGCACGGGACAAUAUGCAUGUGUGGCUCCCGCCGAGCCCUGUUACGCGAAGCACCUGCCAAGCCUACAUGUAUGCUGUUUGAGCCUUACCUGGAAGGUGUGCAUGAAUACACAUGCAUGUGGCGCCGCAUAGGCAGGUCAGCCCCAAGAGAAGGCCUGUGGGGGGCUUUUGCCAUUGUAAUGCCAUUGGUCCC
Molecule: messenger RNA, 3183 nt
Organism: Astrephomene gubernaculifera
Lineage: Eukaryota; Viridiplantae; Chlorophyta; Chlorophyceae; Chlamydomonadales; Astrephomenaceae
Source: the annotation of a GenBank genome assembly